AUGGAGCCUGCAGCUGUAUCACCCUCGCGCCCGCAUUCAGCCGAUGACUCGGCCCCGACCGUGGAGAGCUCAGACAUAUCUAGUUCAGAAGAGCAUAGCAACCCAGAGGUAGAGAUUGCCCCUCAUAUGAUUGUGCGCUUGAUUCAGUGUCAGCACUGCUCAAAACCUCUGCGCAACCCUUGCCGAUUACCAUGCGGUAAUACUGUGUGUCGGGAAUGUUUGCCACAUGCUAGACCGCGUACUGGGAUUACGUACCCAGUGGCUCCCGGUAGACAUGAGGGCUUUACAUGUUACUGGGAAGGGAAACGAGGAUGCGUUGGCGAACAUUGUGUUGUCGAUUGCGGCACUGACAUCGUCCUUUGCUUUGUAGCUGGACUUUUUCAUGAGGAAUUCAUGCGGGUGCUAUCGGAUACCGACAAUCCGGACCCACGCCAUGAGGAUGAGCGAGUUAUUCGCUGGAGACCUGCAGCCACCCCUGUCUCAAAACUACAGAAUCUCCAAAUUGGUCACCGAGGAUGGCUCAAUGGAAUUUAUCAAUUUGCUCUCGAGGGUCGCGUUCCCUGCGACGCCACAGAUGUCUAUUACGAAGAACCCAGUGGUAGUACGUCGGAUGAAGACACGCAGACGCCCCAGGCUCUGGCACAAGAUGAUCGCAUCCGAUUUCAGAAGUUGAGAGAUAGACUCCGAGCAGAAGUAGACUGCCAGGUGUGCUAUUCUCUUAUACUAGACCCUAUGACUUUGCCUUGCGGUCAUACUUUUUGUCGAACAUGUAUUGCCCGAGUGGUGGACCACUCAGAUUUAUGUCCGAUAUGCCGUCGCAAAUUAGGCAUGCCUACUUCCAUUCAAUCGGAGCCAACAAACUGGGUACUCUCGAAAAUCAUUGAUCAAUUCUUUGCCGACCAAGUCAUCGCCCGACGAGAGGCCCUUGCGCAAGAUGAAUUAAGCAUGGAUCACGAUAGGAGGCUACCCCUUUUUGUCUGCACAUUGUCCUUCCCAACAAUGCCUACAUUUUUGCAUAUUUUUGAGCCCCGAUAUAGGCUGAUGAUUCGACGAGUGGUCGAAAGCGGGGAUGGUAAGUUUGGAAUGGUCAUGUAUAAUCGCCGGGGUCGGCCACAAGGUGAUGAGAUAGGCAGUGCGCCAUUCAUGCAAUUCGGUACACUGUUAAUGGUUGAACGCUACGAACUGCUUCCUGAUGGACGUAGUCUUGUCAUUGCGACAGGUGUAUCGCGAUUCAAAGUGCUCGAAGCAGACAUGCUGGAUGGAUAUCACAUUGCUAGGACGGAACGAGUGGAUGAUAUCUCGCUUGCAGAAGAGGAGAGACUGGAGGCGAUGGAGACUUCAACGCAUCAAAAUCCAUAUGCUUUGCCAGAGGAUGAUAUCGUUGAGCCGCCGUUGGACUCGAUGUCUACUCAAGAUCUGAUGCUCUUGACUCGAGAAUUUAUUCGCAAACAGCGCCAGUCGGGUGCACCAUGGCUUCACCCACGCGUGAUGUUGGCUUAUGGGCCUGUGCCCGUAGAUGCAGCUCGAUUUCCCUGGUGGUUUGCCAGUAUUUUACCAAUAGCCGAAGAAGAAAAGUACCCCAUCUUGUCCGCAACGAGCGUCCGAGAACGCUUAAAGAUUAGCGCACGAUGGACAAAAGAACUAGAGGCUCGAGACUGGUCAUCUCGCUCGUCUCUCAAUGCUGUCUUGUGA
Molecule: messenger RNA, 1692 nt
Organism: Penicillium malachiteum
Lineage: Eukaryota; Fungi; Ascomycota; Eurotiomycetes; Eurotiales; Aspergillaceae
Exons: 2
Coding region: 1-1692 (563 amino acids)
Source: RefSeq, a predicted model, not a curated record